This is a messenger RNA of Rodentolepis nana, 432 nucleotides long. The record is from the annotation of a GenBank genome assembly. NCBI's taxonomy places the organism in Eukaryota, Metazoa, Platyhelminthes, Cestoda, Cyclophyllidea, Hymenolepididae.
UCUUCGAAUCAGGAAUCUGUUUUCCAACGUCGAUGGCCGGCUGUUAAUGAUGUUGUCCAUCGUUUUCUUAAUAUGGAGCAUGUACCACAAGCGGAAUGGGUAAAGCUUUUCGAAGAUGUAUAUCAAAUCAUCUCAUGGGAGGACUCGUGUCAUGAGAAAAUGUUUCGUUCCCUUAACGAAUCCAUUAAAGCUGCUAUUCUUAAGUCUCAACAACGUGUAAUGCAAAGUGGGGAUGAAACUUCCCUCCUUAAGACGUACAAUCACGAGUGGACAUUAUUUUCUGAAAAAAGCGAAAACUUACCAAAUCCUUUUGCACCUUUGGACAAUUUUCUUGGAGUCAAACAUAAACAAAGUGGACCCAGCAAACGAAAGCUAAAGUAUAGUGCUGUUAGAAAGGUUCGCGAUGCUUUUUUUAAUAAGUAUUUCAGUUAA